UAGUAGUUAUUCGCCCGGUUGAUUACUGCUGCCUUAAAGCGCGCAAAGUAUUUAUCUCCAUUCAAGGAAAGGAUAACAGUUAUGUAAAGUUAACAGUUACAACAAAUAAUACGGACACUUGUUUCGCCCCACGCCAGGUUCACCAAGGUGGCUGUCCCGCAACAACGCACUCAACAUGGGAUAUCGAUUUCAGUGAAAGGUUAUUAAAUCAAGACAAUAAGCCUGGAAGGUCCAUCUCAUGGCUGAGAGACGCUCAUCUCCGGCUGCCAGGGGAAAGAAGCCGCGGCGGACAUUAUCGUUGACCAAGAGGAGGGGAGAUGGCAGAGCCAAUAGCGGAACGAAGUCUAUCGCUGCCUUUUUCAACAAUGCGCCUCCAGCCAAGCUGGCUUGUCCGUUGUGCGGUGAGAUGGUACCCCGUUUCAAGAUAAACGAGCACAUCGACUCACAGUGCCAAAAUUUUCUCGGGAAUGACCCCAAGGAUGCCGGUUUGUCUUCGGGCAAUGACGUUAUCUCCUCCCCUCCAACUAAUGGUACCCCAAAUCUGGACAGUGCAUCAUGCCCCGAGGAGAAAAAACCUUCAGCCACCAGCCCUUAUUUUAAAAAGCAUGGGUUGUUGCAACAAGACCCACAGGAGUCCAGACAUAGUGAAACGAAGCUUGUAAAGAAUAUAGACCUAGGGAGCCUGGCCUCAAAACUGUCCAGAAAGAGGCUGAAGUUCACAGAUUGUGAGGAUAGAUCGUGCCAACAGAGAACUAGUGCUGCACAUGACCCUGAACAAACAGGGGGCAGUGUGGAGCUAAGCAGCUCCCAGAAGGAGAACUACUGUGUUCAGUUCUCUGAUGACACACAAAGGUGUCCCAAAGGUGACACUGAACCAGCAAGUGAUGUGACCACUCGAAGGACAGCUGCUUUUUCUGCGGACAUUCCCCAAACAGGGAGCGGAGAGGACUUGGAUCAAAAAGAAUCAACGUCCAAGUCUCCUCUUUCAGUGGCGGCUGUGUCAGUGCAGUCUUCUAUCGCAUCCCGACUAAGCAAAAGUAAAAACAAGGAAGGAUUCAGGACAGGUCCUCCUAAACCAGCUCUCCCAGCUGCUGCCAGAAUCAAGAAUAAAAGGGUGAGUGAGGAGCCAGAGAGACGAAACCUAAAAAAGAAAGCUGCCCUCUCCUCAGAGGGCCUUCAGCUACCUCCGGACAGUAUAGGAACUGCAGGUCCCCCUCCGGACAAUAUAGGAACUGCAGGUCCCCCUCCGGACAGUGUAGAAACUGCAGGUCCCCCUCCGGACAGUGUAGAAACUGCAGGUCCCCCUCCGGACAGUGUAGAAACUGCAGGUCCCCCUCCGGACAGUGUAGGAACUGCAGGUCUCCCUCCGGACAGUGUAGGAACUGCAGGUCUCCCUCCGGACAGUGUAGGAACUGCAGGUCUCUCUCCGGACAGUGUAGGAACUGCAGGUCUCUCUCCGGACAGUGUAGGAACUGCAGGUCUCUCUCCGGACAGUGUAGGAACUGCAGGUCUCUCUCCGGACAGUGUAGGAACUGCAGGUCCCUGUACAAGCACAGGAAUAAGGGCGGAGAGUCCCGAGCUGAAGCCCAGUGAUGCUGAAGCUAAUCCGGCUCCUCACGGCGGUUCGGAGGAGAGGGAGGUCACCGAGCGCCAUGCCCCACUCGCAGAGGGAGGGCGGGGGCCGGAGCCGGGAAGGCUGCCCUACUACCUGCGUAACUUCCGGACCGUGCUGGAGGGGGUGCUGGAGAACGAGGACGACCGGCUGCUCCUCAACCAGGAGGACCUGGCCAUCAUCCACGCGUUCCAGCAGCUGUCAGCUGCCGGGCAGAUGCUCUACGUUCGGCUCUUCCAGAGGAAACUGCACUGGCUUCGGGUGAGCAAGCUGGAUUACUCAGAGAUUGGCUCAGACCUCACCCCUGUGAUCCAGGAGCUGGCCAGCUGUGGGUUUCUGCAGAGAGAGAGUGACCUUCAGGACCUGGAGGAGGUCCUGGAGUUGCUUCCUGCUCCAGAGCUGAGGGACCUGGCCAAGACCUUCCACCUGGGGGCCCCCGGCGCCCAGAAACAGCAGCUGGUGACGGAGCUCCUCCGGCUGGGCCGACAGCGCUCCUUCUUCGCCCUGCUCCCCGGGCAGACGGGCGCCGGGGCGGCCAUCUUAAAGAGGGCGAGGACCCUGGCGGGGGCCUGCGUGCGGGUGUGCCGCGACCCUCGAGCGGUCUUCUCCCGCAUGCUCCUCCUCUUCUCCCUCACCGACUCCCUGGAGGAAGAGGAGGCGGGAGCCGGCGGGCAGAAUCAGCUCUACACCAUCCUGCUGGUCAACUCGGGCCGGCUGGCCUUCCCUGCCUACACUGUCCAGCGCAUGGACAGGGUGUUCCAGGACCGAGACGACCUCAUCAGGUACGAGGCCGCCAUGCACGCCCUGCAGGAGGUGAUGUUGGCCAUGCAGGGGGGCAGCUGGGAGGAGGCUCUGCAGCUCUACAGCUCAGCGAAGCAGGUCUGGCAGGAGCAGCAGCACAGCUGCAGCCUCAGGCACCAGGAGGAGCUGCCCGUGUUCCUGCGAUGCUUCACCACAGGCUGGGCCUACACCCGCCUGCUGUCCCGUGGGGUGGAGAUCCUGCAGAGACUGCGCCGCUACGAGGAAGCCGUGCUGGAGCUUCAGUCACUGCUGGCCCAGUCCACGUUCUGUCCUGACAGCAGGGGGCGCUGGUGGGACAGGCUGGCACUCAACCUGCAGCAGCAUCUAAAGCGCACUGAUCAGGCCAUCAGCGCCAUUCGGGAGGGCCUGUCGGACCCACUGGUGCGGACGGGUCACCGGCUGUCCCUGUACCAGCGCGCGGUGAGGAUGAGGGAGUCGCCCAGCUGCAGGAAGUACAGACUGCUCCUGAGGGACCUGCCUGUGGUGGAGGUGCAGGACGUCCUCCACGUGACCAUCCGGGGGAAGCUGUUCCCGCACGCCGGAGGGAUGGGAAAGUCGGUCUUCCUCAUGACAGCCGAUGAGGAUGGAGGGGACGCGGGCGAAGGAGACGGCAAGGCCACGGUCCUGUGCUCUGUGGAGGAGCUGGCACUGGCUCACUACCGCCGGCUCGGGUUCGACCAAGGGAUUCACGGUGAAGGCUCAACGUUUUCCACUCUGUUUGGCCUCUUGUUGUGGGAUAUCAUUUUCAUGGAGGGUAUUCCGGACGUCUUCCGAAAUCCAUACCAGACGUGCCCUCUGGACCUCAACACGGACUGUUUCUAUGGAAACCGGCGGGAGGCGAUGGAGGCGCGGGUGGAGGUGCUGAGGGAGGCCUCCGAGGAGACGCUGCACGCGCUGAUGGCGGAGACCUGGAGCUCCCAGGAGGGCAGGCUGUGUGCGCUGGUCAGCUGGGAGCGCUUCUCCUCCCUGCAGCAGGCCCAGAGUCUGGCGUCGUGUCUUGGCGGGGCGUUCCUGGCGGGAUUGGUGCAGCGCAUGGCUGAAGACUACCGGCACUGCCGUGCGGGACUGCCUGACCUGGUGGUCUGGAGCUCCAGCAGCAAGGCCUACAAGCUGGUGGAGGUGAAGGGGCCGAACGACAGGCUGUCUCAGAAGCAGCAGAUCUGGCUGGACGUGCUGCGGGCGCUGGGGGCGGAUGUGGAGGUGUGUCACGUGACCGACAUUGGCGCCCGGGGGGAGCGUCUGGACUGAGACGCAGGACAGCCCUCGCAUUCUCAGAGAAGCACCAAUCAGUGCUCAGUAAUGGCUGGCCACACCCUCUCUGCUAAACUGAGCCCCUUUCCUCUUGACUAGGUUUGCGAUUAACCUUUGACAAGGAGUUUAAAAAACCAUGCACUUUGACUGAAAUGAAAUUUAACACUACAAACUGACAAGUGGGUCAAAUUAUGUAUUUAAAUUGCUCUCAGGAAAUACCCCUAUGUCAAACUGUAUGUAUGUUGUGAAAUAAAAACUUAACGCUUAUUCAUA
Conger conger (European conger) is the source of this 3937-nucleotide messenger RNA. RefSeq names its product FANCD2 and FANCI associated nuclease 1 (gene fan1). The record is from RefSeq and is a predicted model, not a curated record. Gene Ontology annotation, molecular function: 5'-3' exonuclease activity; flap-structured DNA binding; 5'-flap endonuclease activity. The coding region runs from base 239 to 3661 and encodes 1140 amino acids. Gene Ontology annotation, cellular component: nucleus. NCBI's taxonomy places the organism in Eukaryota, Metazoa, Chordata, Actinopteri, Anguilliformes, Congridae. The transcript has 14 exons. Gene Ontology annotation, biological process: interstrand cross-link repair.